Aspergillus candidus is the source of this 496-nucleotide messenger RNA. RefSeq lists its product as uncharacterized. The transcript has 2 exons. The record is from RefSeq and is a predicted model, not a curated record. Bases 82 to 381 code for a protein of 99 amino acids. Lineage: Eukaryota; Fungi; Ascomycota; Eurotiomycetes; Eurotiales; Aspergillaceae.
UCCUCUACACUGUCUCCCUUUUGAUACUUCCAUCUACUGUAAGUAUGUACCUAGUCCCUUAGACUAGGUACUGCAUCUCGGAUGUCCACGGCAAACACCAAUCAACACACCCUAAUCCUCUCUGCCCAGUUGUCUCGUCUGACAUUCUUCUUUUGCUUUUCUCUCUCUUCCCCGCCGUUACCCUCCUUUACCUUUUACCUUUUACCUUCUUCCUUUCUCCCCUUUCCCCUUUCCCUUUUCCCUCUGAUCUUCCCCCUCCGGUUCUCUUCCUUCUCUUUCAUAUUCUCCUCGCUUUCCCUUCAUUUCUUCUCUUCCUUCCCAUUGUUGGUCUCGUCUUGCAUCCUUCUAUCUCUUCUCUCUCAAGUCUGGUUCUGUGGCUGACCGUCUCCGUCAUCCAGCCGACGUCUAUCGUCCGUAUCCAAUGAAUUUCAUUAUAUGUAUCAUCAUAUAAUCAUCUUCAUUUGUAUAUUUUAUCAUUCGAUUUAUAUCCUCAAUC